Knipowitschia caucasica is the source of this 381-nucleotide messenger RNA. The record is from the annotation of a GenBank genome assembly. Lineage: Eukaryota; Metazoa; Chordata; Actinopteri; Gobiiformes; Gobiidae.
AUGGCCUUUAACGGGACGUGGCAGGUCUACGCUCAGGAGAACUACGAAGAGUUCCUCAGGGCCAUGGAGCUUCCAGAAGAGGUGAUCAAAAUGGCCAAAGACAUCAAGCCCAUUACUGAGAUCAAGCAGAGCGGUAAUGACUUUGUGAUCACGUCCAAAACCCCUGGGAAGACCCUGACCAACGCCUUUACCAUCGGCAAGGAGGCUGAGAUCACCACCAUGGACGGCAAGAAGAUCAAGUGCACUGUCAACAUGGACGGUGGAAAACUGGUUUGUAACACUGGGAAGUUUAACCACGUCCAGGAGAUCAAAGGAGGAGAGAUGGUUGAGGCUUUGACCAUGGGGUCGACAACUCUCAUCAGAAAGAGCAAGAAGAUGUGA